AUGACAAGGAAGGUACGCCGGAUUAUCGCCAGUUCUGAACCGGUUCGUGAUUGCCUCAGAACAUCCCAAUCUUCCCCUAAUGAUGAAACAUUGCAACGAACGUCAAUUUCUAGACUCAUCAGCAUCCGUGACAAUCACACGUUCAAAACCUAAAGAGGAUUCCACACAGUCACCAAGGGAUUCUUCGAGGAGCGGAUGAUCCACUCUGUCGCAGCGAGAUGGAACUGAUUCUGAGUCGCCUGGGCGAGGAAAUCCUCGAUGCGAAUGAAGAGACCUACGAUCUCUUCUCUCAGCCACAAAAUGCCCAGGACCUUGGUAUGCUCGACCCUGCCGCACGAGCCGUUGAAGUAACGAUCGCCGGCCAUGAAUAUUCCAUCCUCCAGUCUCCCGGCAUCCUACAAUCGGGCCGUCAAGGAGGUACGACCGGUGCCGCAGUUUGGCAGGCAUCGAUUCGACUUGCGGACUGGCUCUGCUGGACAGGAAAUAUGCUCGAAGCGCUGUUGACACGCCAUGACUGUAGGGCGAUGGAGCUGGGGUCGGGAAUAUCGGGCAUAAUUCCCUGCGUACUUGCAUCAAGGUUGGAGAGAUUCGUGGCAACCGACCAAGCCUACCUGCUCAAGACACUGCGAGAAAACAUCGACAACAACAGCGGCAGCGAUGGCGCGCCGGGUGAGUCAUCCAGCAAGCGCCUUGCAGCCGGUGCGCGGAGUCACAAUUCGACAAAACAUCGUCCGAUGCGUCAGCCUCGCGAUACUCGGGCCCCGAAAAACGUCAAAAUCGACGUGUUGCCACUGGAUUGGGAGACCGAUGACGUGAAGGGUUUCAUGACCGCACAUGAUCUCGGCACAGGCAUCGAUCUCCUCAUCGCGAGCGAUUGCAUCUACAACUACGCGCUCAUCGACCCGUUCGUGCAGACGUGCACACAAAUCUGCCAGCAACGUCAACGGCAACGAUCACAAGACCAGCAUGACGCGAAGGUCGAUGCGAGCAACGAUGACUCUUCGACCAGCCGUUUGCCAACCGUCUUGCUCGUUGCGCAGCAGAUGCGUCAACCGGACGUCUUCGAGCAGUGGCUCGAGGCGACCCUGCUGAAGUUUCGAGUCUGGCGCGUCCCCGAUGAAUUGCUCACAGAAGGCCUGCGGACCGGAACCGGAUUCGCCCUACAUCUGGGCAUUCUGAAAGAUUGAAAAGAUUGAUACCCUUGUAAUGAACAUUAUGAGCGUCCCGCGAUGAUCGCCUUGCGUGUGUUUGACGAUCCUAGUCCCCUUUGCUGUCUCUCUAGAUAGGAGGAGAACAUCUAGACUAUCUUCGCACUGUUCUGGUUCUGAUCUCCAAGGGAAGGAAAGGCUGCGCUGGCGAACUAGCUUACGAGCAACCCAAUGCAGCGGCAAGAGCACAUUCCCCGUCCUUGGAUAUUCGUCCACCAGUCCUGAAGUUCAGACGCCUGAAAUGUGUCCUGUCAAUGAUUCCACCCUGUAUGCUAAGUGCUUCAACCGCCCAUCCAUGCCUGUCGCAAGGACCCGUGAC
Molecule: messenger RNA, 1527 nt
Organism: Dissoconium aciculare CBS 342.82
Lineage: Eukaryota; Fungi; Ascomycota; Dothideomycetes; Mycosphaerellales; Dissoconiaceae
Exons: 4
Coding region: 219-1187 (322 amino acids)
Source: RefSeq, a predicted model, not a curated record